Paramuricea clavata is the source of this 1597-nucleotide messenger RNA. The record is from the annotation of a GenBank genome assembly. NCBI's taxonomy places the organism in Eukaryota, Metazoa, Cnidaria, Anthozoa, Malacalcyonacea, Plexauridae.
AUGGCUGGUGGGAAGAAAAAAAACUGUUACAGGAAGACAAGGAAAGGAAAACCUUUCCCUGGUGUGCAAAGAUAUAGUAAAUUUAUUGAUCAAAGGAUUGAGGAAGCGGCUGGAACAUCACAGGCAGUUAGAAACGAUGGUGAAAAUGAGCCCGCAUGUGUCAGUUCCUCAAGAAAGACGAUGCAAAUACAACAUGAUGCUGAACAGCAAGCCGAUGCUUCUAGUGACUUUGAGCAAGAUGAAUACCUGCUAAUAAAUGUGAAACAUUUGUCCUGUUUUAUCCGAGAUUAAUAGCUGUGAAGAAGGUAUUAUUAAUGAUUUGUUUAUAAUAUUAGUAUAAAUUCAUUUUGACUUUGCACUAUCACCCAAAUUUUGGCCAAAUACUGUGUUAUAUGUUUUGAUUUUUAAUCUUUUCAUGGAUUAUUGGAAAGGUUGGGAUACUGGACCUACAUGUAAAGUAUUAAAAACUAUACAAAUUUUGCUCUAUUUACUUUUUGAAAUAAAUAGAUUAUGUGCAUUUUAAAAAUCUAAUAUAUUGUGUAGUAUUUUGGUUUUGGAAUCGAAUGAUCAGUCAUAACAAAUACAGCAUCGACACUUCUAAUAAUAAAUUUUCCCUGAUUGUUUAGGUUGUAUUGCUUUUAAAAGAGAAGUCAGCACAAAGAUAUGGAUUGAAAAGUGAGAUAUCAGUGUCUUGCAAUUCAUGCCAUAAAGAAACAUCUCUGGUAACGUCAGGUAGUGUUGCAGAAAGGGGAACAUCAUACGAUGUCAACAGAAGAGCUGUUUACCACUCCAUAGAGACAGGCAGUGGUUACGAAGGUUUGGCCUCUUUUUGUAGUAUCAUGAAUAUGCCAUGUAUCUCAAAGCCUGCUUACCAACAACAAAUAAAAACAAUUUUACUUUCAUUGGAGGAGGAAGCAAAUGAACAAAUGAAGAAUGCUGGCAAGGAACUUCAUGAACUCAUGAUCUCAAAUGAGACCGCUGAUGUUGUCGACAUUGCUGUAAGCUUCGAUGGAACAUGGGCCAAGAGUGCCAAGAGAGGAUUUACAUCAUUGGCUGGAGUUGUGUUUGUAAUUUCUGUAGACACAGGAAAGGUUUUGGACUACCAUUGUCUAUCUAAAGCCUGUCAGAAAUGCUCCCUCAAGAAAUCAAAAUGUAAGGACGAUGCUCAAUUUCAAGAGUGGCAAGUCGAACAGCUUGCAUCUGGUGAUUGUGAUAUCAACUUUGAUGGCAGUUCACCAGCCAUGGAAUGUGAAGGAGCUGUUACAUUGUGAGAAAGGUCCACAUUGAGAAGCACAAUCUUCGCUACAAGUGGAUGGUUAGUGACGGAGGCAGCAAGGCCCAUGCAGCUGUGGAAGACGUUUAUGGUGGACAAUGCAAGGUAGAGAAGCUAGAUUGCGUAGGACAUGUUCAGAAACGAAUGGGGAAACACCUUAUGAAACUGAAAGCCUCAAACAAAAGUAAACUUUCUGACGGCAAGACAAUUGGUGGGAAAGGGCGUCUCACAGAAGGCAAGAUCAAGCAGCUGCAAAAAUAUUAUGGUCUUGCUAUUCGGCAAAAUACAUCAAAAAAGCCAAAUCCAACCCAAGCUGAGAUUUGA